Molecule: messenger RNA, 2037 nt
Organism: Penicillium antarcticum
Lineage: Eukaryota; Fungi; Ascomycota; Eurotiomycetes; Eurotiales; Aspergillaceae
Product: Zn(II)2Cys6 transcription factor
Exons: 7
Coding region: 1-2037 (678 amino acids)
Biological process (GO): DNA-templated transcription; regulation of DNA-templated transcription
Molecular function (GO): zinc ion binding; DNA-binding transcription factor activity, RNA polymerase II-specific; DNA binding
Source: RefSeq, a predicted model, not a curated record
AUGGAGGCGGAAAGUACCGAUCGGCCGCGCACGCGUGCAAAGAAGGCGUGUCUGGCAUGUAACUCCCGUCGCGUUCGGUGCAACGUGCUUGACAUGCAGCCCUGCCAAAAUUGCAUCUCCUGGAAUCUCUCUUGUGAAAUUGGAGAAUCAAGGCGUGGAAAGUAUCCCCGCCGUAAGAACAAGGGAUCGGCUCGAUCAGCUACGCCGACUAACAGCGCGGCAAAUAAGCGUGAUAUCCAAGGGGCUCACAGACCAUUGCCAUUGACUCAGCGCUCAGAUUAUUCACUUUCCCGCUCGGCCACAACAGAUGAUCCUAUUCAUAAAACGGUCUUUCUUGGCGAAUCUAGCCCGCUUACUUGUGUUGUGGAUGAAGGUCGCCGAUCACCAGACAAAGGCUAUGCGCGCACGAUUCAAAACGGAAGAUUGCAUUACUCCAUCUCUGAAAUCAACGGUGCGCCUGGAAAUAACGCUGAUUCGCUAGGCCCUCGUCGUAAAAUACUCCAUGAUCGCCUUACCCGUGAAGGUGCCUUGAUAUACCCGGCACCAGCUAUGUGUGAUAUACUUAUUCGGGCUUACUUUGAUUGGCUGCAUCCAUGCUUCCCAAUCUUGGAUCGGGCCACCGUUCAAAGUGGGUACCAAGAUGGGACAUUGUCACCUUUGUUGCUACAGUCGAUGCUGUUCAUAGGAGUCAGCUUAUGCUCAGAUACAGCUUUGGAAUCUACUGGUUUCCGUAAUAGGUAUCAAGCGAAAGGUGAAUUCUAUGAACGGGCAAAGGAUAUCUACGACUCGGGAUGGGAAACCGAUACGAUCAUCCGGUUGCAAUCGCUAUUUCUGUUGAGCUUUUGGCGUGGAACUCCGAGUGAAGAACGAGAUGUCCGUUUUUGGCUUGGUGCUGCCAUUGGCCUGGCCCAGAAGAAGGGGAUGCACGUCGAAAUUGUCAUUCUUAAAUCCAAGAGAUCAGAAAGUCUGGAAAAGGCUUUGGUGGGCUCUAUAUGUACAAUUUUCAUAUCAAGCCUGUUGAACGUUCGGGAUCAACAAACGUCGGCGGCACUAGGACUACCGCCCCGAAUACGUGAUGAAGAUUGCCAAACGGCCGACCUUGAAGCCUCAGACUUCGAGGAGAGUGAGCCCAUCAAUCAAUCUGAAAUAUUUCGAGCACCACCGGAAGUUCAUGUUUCAUAUGUCGUGGGAAUGGCUCAGCUGGCAAGAUUAUUACGAGAAAUCGUUUCCACUCAGUAUCUACCAGGCCAUUCUAAGUUGGAUAACCCAGCUAGACCAAUGCUUCAUCAAGAUUUGAUUGAAUGGAAGUCCAACCUGCCAAGGGAGUUGCAGUUCCAAAGUCCCAUGACUAGGGAAGCCAUGUUUCUUGUUGGCAUGCUUCACAUGGCUUAUAAACCGCUCUUCUUGCAGCCCCCUGGGCGAUCAACUAAAUCGGAGGGGAAUAUGGCGUUAGAUGCCGCAACAAGAAGCACGCGCGUUCUUGAGGACAUGCUGUCGGAGAACUUGGUUCAACAUGGGUCUCUUCACUUAAUAACUCACACUUUUUCGGCUUUGUGUAUUCAUACCAUUCACUUUGGACGAGUUACCGGAACAUCCCGCAAGUUGGCAGAACAUAGAGCUAAGCUUUGUCUUUUGGGACUGAAGGAACUACAGAAGUCCUGGGACUUGGAGAACUGGGUCCUAGAUCUAUUCUUUCGCUGUUUGGACGAUCGCACAGCUCGCGAUCUUCGACUGGUUGAUGCUACAAUUUCACCAUCUACAUCACGAGUUAACGGCCUUCCAACCCUUGCAGAAGCCUCACUUCCUACUCCAACUAGUGGCCCACGCGGACUGCUGUCUCCUAAUCAACAGGAAGGUUUGUGGCCGAGUACAAAUCCAGUGACUCUCCAAGAUCCAACAGAGGAUGCAGCGAUAAAUAUGGAUUGGUAUGAAUUGUUGAACAUGGAGGGUGAUGAUGUGAUGGGGAUGGCGGGCUCAUUAUCAAAUCCGGAUUAUCUGAACCCACAGAACCUUGAGUUCCUUUACCGGUUUUUGUAG